Molecule: messenger RNA, 2094 nt
Organism: Penicillium atrosanguineum
Lineage: Eukaryota; Fungi; Ascomycota; Eurotiomycetes; Eurotiales; Aspergillaceae
Exons: 3
Coding region: 1-2094 (697 amino acids)
Biological process (GO): positive regulation of transcription by RNA polymerase II
Cellular component (GO): nucleus
Molecular function (GO): zinc ion binding; DNA-binding transcription factor activity, RNA polymerase II-specific; sequence-specific DNA binding
Source: RefSeq, a predicted model, not a curated record
AUGGAUGCCAAAACGCGACUGCGCAAGGCAUGUGAUGCCUGUAGUAUUCGCAAGGUGAAGGUUGAAGGGAAGUGUGAUGUCAGUGGUCCACCUUGUCGAUCUUGCGCUACGCUGGAUAUUCCGUGCACUUUUUCGAGACCAAGCAGGAGAAGAGGACCUCCAAAUCGGCAUGCUGAAAACUUGAAAAAGCAAAAGCUCGAAGCCCAGCCGGAUAAUUCACCGGCUAGCUUGCCUGAAUAUCCAUUGCCGAGCACACCUCAGCCAUAUGCUGCUUCGAUUCAUUCGUCAACGACAUUGUUUCCCGCUUCUGCGGAAGCCAUAUGUUCGUUGCACACGGUGCAGCUGCUCCUGGACGAUUUCUUCAUGUACAUUCAUCCCUUGGUUCCCGUUCCUCAUGAACCUACUUUCCGCGCUGCCUUUGAACGCCGCGAGGAUACCACUAGCGGCACUUUCUUAGCCCUCUUGGCUUCCAUGAUAGGGGUUCUCGUGGCCUCCUUUCCCCGGCGACCCAAAUUACGGCUCAACACCGAGGCCGAACGUUCUGCGUUCCCGAACUCCAUAGCAUUGGUAAAACGUUGCCACGAUGUUGCCAUCCAAGCCCGAGGCAUUGGGUAUCUUGACCGCAACGCGACAGUUUACGAUGCAGCCACGAGCUAUUUCUUAGGGCUAUGUUCCGGCUACAUCUACAGUAUGCGCCGAUGCCGUGUCUAUCUGGCGGAAUGUCGCACUAUGAUUCAGGUAUAUGACAUGUGUCGUUCUCCUACAAAUCUUCCCUCUGCACCCGGAAUAAACGCCACGGGCCCAAUGUCCCCAGCAUCAGCAAUGACGCAUGAUCAGCCGGCCCAGAAUCUUACAGACAAUACUACGGUAGAUCUGAUAACCCAGGAGUUGGGCCGUCGGCUAUUCUAUGUCACAUUGGUUGGAUAUCAAACUCUGCAUCAGAUGGGUUCUUCCGAUAUCAGGGUUCAAAUACCUCCGGAGACCCCAACUGAUCGGUAUCCACCGCUCCCACUCGAAAUUGACGACGAGUUCCUCUUUUCCACCCAUGUCAGCGCUCAGCCUGCAGAUCGGGUAUCACAACUUGUCGCCUUCAACGCAAAUGUUCGGGUGUACAGCUCGAACAACGCCUUGUUAGCUUGGGAUAUUGCGUUUGGCAGUGGCCAGAUCUUUGAUUGGGAGCAACAGCGCUCUUGUUUGUGGGAAUGCCUCCAAAAGGCAAAGUCUGCGCUUUCAAAUGUCCCCGUCGAGCUGUCUCUCUUCCACCCCAAGCAAAUCUCCCCCGCUGGACUGUCCGGGCUGAACGAGGACGGCUCGAUAUUCGACUACCCGCAUGACCAUAUUCAUCAGGAACGCCGCGCAAUUCAGUAUGAGAUACAGAAGGCCAAUAUUUAUGCCAGCCAACUCUGCACAAGGUCAUACCUUGUUGAAAAAUACUGGAAUCUCUUUGAGACAUUCACUAAAUAUGGUAAUUCGGCGAAGUUAUCCAUCCCGACGCCUGCCACACCGCACAUCAAACCUGAGCCGUCAUCAGAGGCACCUGCUGAGCAAGUCUCGACGGCGGGCCCGAGUAUCUCCUCACAGGCUCUGGCACACGUGCACACAGACUCCAUUGGCCGCAUGAUGGCCGAGGAGCGCAAAUUGGUUAUCAAGGAGUUCUUCAUCCUCCUGCGUACUGUCAACGAAGUAAACAUGGAGCCCAACGGCGGCAGCAUUACAACCAAAAUCCGUCAAGUAGCAUCCACCCUUCUUAACGAAACAACAACAACCAUCCCAACCGAAAACCCAUUGGUCACCCCUCCAGCGGCAGUAUCUAACCCGAGUCCGAACACCUCGAAUCUCCACGUCCUUACAUCCGCCGAAGCGGAAUCCUACCUCCACGCCUUCAUCGAUACCCUGAUCCGCCUCGAAGGCCAUGCCUCCGCAACCACAGAUCCGGGCAGCGGAACCGAGGGCAUGAGUCCGCAUGGAAACGGGCGCGCAAUGAGCUACCUGAGUGAUUAUGAGCGUGACCAGGAGGAGCUGAGUCAGUGGGCUAGCUUGAAAGAGUACCAGCUGAAAUUUGCUGAUGUUGGGGGUUUCUUCUCCGAGUUGUAA